AUACUGAUCAUGAUGAAAUAAAGGAGAACUUCAGGUUGUAGCUGAAGUGUAGAUUUUGAAUUGGGCUUGAAUUUAGGACUGGAUUUAAACUGUGAUUCUGAAAGACAAGCAGGAGGAAGAUCAAGUGAACAACUGUUACCAUGACGUCCACUUUUCACCAUGACACAAGUGCCAACUAUAGUGUGAAUAACUCGGAGCAGUCUGGUCAAGACGAGAACACAGUUAAACUUUUAUCCUACACACCAAGUUCAGAUAAAUCACCCGUAUCAAAAAGAAAUGGGACAGCUCAUUCAGAGAUGGGAAGUCCAGAUGAAAAGAAAAAGUUUAUUGACACCAUUAAUACCACCCCUGUGAAGCUGGACCCUGGCUUUGAUUCUCUAGAUAGAACAGUUGAGUUUACAAACUUGGAGAAACAGCAUAUAGAUGAUCAUCCUCCACCUGACAGGUAUAGAAUGGUAUUCUUUAUUUUCCUGAUUCAUGGUAUUGGAAUCUUGAUGCCCUGGAACAUGUUUAUUACAGCCAAAAAGUAUUUUGAAGACUACAAGUUGAAUACACCGACCAGCCAGGAUGCAUCGUAUCGUACAGAAUUUAUGUUUUAUUUGGGUAUAGUGUCGCAGGUUUCCAAUGCUGUCAUCAGUUGUGUUAACACAUUCUUCCAAUUUGGAGGUCAACAAUCAACAAGAAGAAUUGCCAUUGCUUUGUUUAUGAUGGUGAUAAUUUUCAUAUUUACUGUGAUCCUCGCCAUGGUUAAUACUUCCAGUAUUCCCUUCUAUUUCUUUUGUCUAACCAUGGCUUCAGCCUCGCUUAUGAAUUGUUGUGCUGGUGUGUAUCAGAACAGUACGUUUGGACUGGCUGCCAUCUUACCUAUGAAAUAUACCAACGCUAUUGUGUUAGGAACGAAUCUCAGUGGGGUGUUCACAUCUGUGAUUAAUAUUUUGUCCAUAGCAGGUGCUCCAGACCCGAAGACAUCAGCUGUUUAUUAUUUCAUUGUUGCCAUUGUGGUCCUGCUGGUGGCUUUUGAUUGUUACUUUUUACUUCCACUCACUAAAUACUACCAAUAUUUCCUGAAAUCAGUGCAUGGUUCUGAGCCAGUUGAAGAGAAGAAAAUGAGGUGUGGAGAUUAUUUAAAUGCUUUCUUAGAGUCAUGUAAAACCUACUGGAUAGUGAUCAAGAAGAUCAAACUCCAGUUGUUUGGUGUAUGGUUGACAUUCUGUGUGUCCCUCAUUUUGUUCCCGGCCAUACAGAGUAAUGUAGCUAUGAUUAAGGAACCAUUCACAAAUGACAACGGCACUGAAGUGUACAGAACUGUACUCUUCAAUGAAGAAUUUGAAAAGAAAGGUUAUUGGGUUUCUAUAUUUACCUUCCUCAGCUUUAACUUGUUCGCUUUCCUGGGAAAUCUUACAUCCGAAUAUAUCAGAUGGCCAGGUCCGAAACGUGUCUGGAUCCCAAUCGUGUUGCGAGCAUUGGUCUUGAUUCCAAUAUAUGUGUUUUGUAACUAUCAGCCAUUUGGGGUGGAGCGUCGGUUCCCAGUUUUAAUUCCAAACGACAUAGUGUUUAUCCUUGCCGGAAUCAUCAUGGCUUUCACCAGUGGGUACUACAGCAGUUUAACUAUGAUGUAUGGACCAAAAGAAGUGGAACCAGCCAUGAUGGGUAAAGCCGGUAUGAUGAUGGCGUUCUUCCUCGUACUUGGAAUCACUUCCGGUGUAAACUUGUCAUUGGUGUUACAGAGACUAGUAACCACUCAACCAGAUCUCUGAUAAAAAUAUCUCGCACAUUUAUUUUUUUUUUUUUUGGACUUGUCUUCUUUUUUUUAGAUGAAUUGUAAAUUAUUGAAACGUUGUAUAGAGCUUUGUUAAGCUGUUGGAUCUACAAAGCUAGAUACUAAGUCAUUACAAUAAACUGAAAAAUACAAUAAUUGAGGAUUUUGAAGAUAUCUGUAUUGCAUUUAUACUGAUUGAUCAAGAAAUACUUUGUGAUAUUCCUAUCUGAAAAAUUAGGGAAGUUAAAUUUAUUGUUUUGCUCAUGUUGAUUACCGGUAGUCUUUAUUUUGAUUAGUCAAUCUCAUUUACAACAAGAAGAGAGCACCUGUUUUGGUUAUUACCUGUUAUAAGAACAAAAUAUUUUAUUUUUUUCAUGAAAGAUUAUUUUAAAUUGCUAUGUUUAAACUCCCCUCCUUCCUUAAACAAAGGCUGUCAUGGGGAAGAUUAUUUUAGUUGAUACUUAGUAUACGUAGCUGUUAACAUGAUAGUUAAGAUUGUUAAGAAAAUGUAAUUUGUUAUUAGUAUAGUUAAGAACAUGUAAUUUAAUUUACAUAUGUAUGUGUAACAUUGACACAAAUUAUACUUAGAUCUGACCUUUCAUAACAUUUCACAGACAAUUAUACAAAGUUGAAUAUCAAUUACUGUCAUUUUCAUAAGUGAUAUACGUAAACUUUAACAUCGCCUGUUGAUUUAAUUUUUAUUGGGGGGGGGGGGGGGGGCACCAUUGUGGUCCUUGGAUACCAAUGUGGUCAAAGAAAAUGAUUUUAAAGGGCAGCUGAUAGUGGUUAUUGGAUUUUGAUAAUAGGAUAUUUUGUCAAUGACCAUUAGAACUGAUUUUGUAACAGAAAUAUCAAUUAACAAGAAAAAC
Molecule: messenger RNA, 2628 nt
Organism: Ruditapes philippinarum (Manila clam)
Lineage: Eukaryota; Metazoa; Mollusca; Bivalvia; Venerida; Veneridae
Product: equilibrative nucleoside transporter 1-like
Exons: 15
Coding region: 141-1757 (538 amino acids)
Biological process (GO): nucleoside transmembrane transport
Cellular component (GO): plasma membrane
Molecular function (GO): nucleoside transmembrane transporter activity
Source: RefSeq, a predicted model, not a curated record